CCCACCUAGAUGCAAAGCAGGAUUCAAAAGAACAUCUUUGCGUUUUCUACCGGCUCCCCAUCAUCGUACUAGGGAGGAAGAAGCGGGUGAGAAACAAAACUUCUUUCCAUUGUCCUGCCCGUUUCUGCGGACUUGUUCUGAGGCCGAGGCACCUCUAAGAUACUGAUGGCUCUGCAGAGGACCCGUUCAUUGCUUCUGCUUUUGCUGCUGACCUUGCUGGGGCUGGGGCUGGUCCAGCCCUCCUAUGGCCAGGAUGGCAUGUACCAGCGAUUCCUGCGGCAACACGUGCACCCUGAGGAGACAGGUGGCAGUGAUCGCCACUGCAACUUGAUGAUGCAAAGACGGAAGAUGACUUUGUAUCACUGCAAGCGCUUCAACACCUUCAUCCAUGAAGAUAUCUGGAACAUUCGUAGUAUCUGCAGCACCACCAAUAUCCAAUGCAAGAACGGCAAGAUGAACUGCCAUGAGGGUGUAGUGAAGGUCACAGAUUGCAGGGACACAGGAAGUUCCAGGGCACCCAACUGCAGAUAUCGGGCCAUGGCGAGCACUAGACGUGUUGUCAUUGCCUGUGAGGGUAACCCACAGGUGCCUGUGCACUUUGACGGUUAGAUGCCACCAUGUAGGGAUUAUCGCGAGUGGUUGACCUUACAAUUAACUCCUUAAAUAGCAGUGAGUAAUGCAUUUGAGCUGUCCCAGGCUCUGUCUCCUCAGCUCAUUUCUUACUCUUUUUCUCUAUAUUACUCAUUCUAUUAAAUACAUUGCACCAAAGAGAAAUGGAGACAUAAACCUAUAAUGAAUGAGGCUGGGCUUUUCUGUAAUAAGCUUCCUUUUAUAAUACUGGUCAGCUUAGCUCUCUCAGAUCCUAUCCUGUGGAAUUUAGUUAUUAUGUGUAUUUAUGUAGUAUUUCAAACAUUUCAAAAUGCUUUCAUCUAUGUUUAUCACAUUUUAAUACCACAGCACUUAUAAUGAUGUCACUACAUAUAGAAGCUCAAAGUUAAGGGAUUUGCUGAAGACUAUAAAGUUAAUGGAAGAAUUGAGACAAAAAUCCAGUGUAGCUGGCCACUUAUCCAGGGCUUUUUCUACUUCAUCACAAGGAAUGUUUUGAAAGUGUCUGCUUUUUUUAUCCUUAAAAUUCACCUGUCAGGGAGGCAUUAAAAAUUUGGAAAUGUAUGCCAGCAAAAUGUGAGCUCUGUAUUUUUUGGCAUUCUUAUGUUUGGGUUUAAUAAGAUUAAGAAAAUGAUACUGGGAAUUUUCUUUUUCCUGAAACUUUGAAUCACCCUAGUAAGUCAAAGUACUAAAAAAUGUACUAGAUCAUUAAGACUUAUGUGCUCUUACAGAUUGAAAGAUUUUUUAUGUUUUCCUUGUAAUAAAGGACUUAAACCGAA
Messenger RNA from Gorilla gorilla gorilla (western lowland gorilla), 1385 nucleotides. It is a transcript of the gene RNASE4, whose product is annotated as ribonuclease A family member 4. Lineage: Eukaryota; Metazoa; Chordata; Mammalia; Primates; Hominidae. Gene Ontology annotation, molecular function: RNA nuclease activity; nucleic acid binding. The coding region runs from base 166 to 609 and encodes 147 amino acids. Gene Ontology annotation, biological process: defense response to Gram-positive bacterium. The transcript is spliced from 2 exons. The record is from RefSeq and is a predicted model, not a curated record.